This is a messenger RNA of Tympanuchus pallidicinctus (lesser prairie-chicken), 814 nucleotides long. RefSeq names its product Rac family small GTPase 1 (gene RAC1). Gene Ontology annotation, molecular function: protein kinase binding; GTPase activity; GTP binding. Gene Ontology annotation, biological process: motor neuron axon guidance; cortical cytoskeleton organization; regulation of actin cytoskeleton organization. Gene Ontology annotation, cellular component: cytoskeleton; cell cortex; plasma membrane. Bases 151 to 786 code for a protein of 211 amino acids. The transcript is spliced from 7 exons. The record is from RefSeq and is a predicted model, not a curated record. NCBI's taxonomy places the organism in Eukaryota, Metazoa, Chordata, Aves, Galliformes, Phasianidae.
CAGUUCUCUCUCCCCGCCUUGGGUGGUGGCCGCUGCUUCGUCCCCGCUCGCAGGCACAGGGCGGAGGCGGCCGCGACACGCUGCGGAGCGCUCCGCCGCCGGCUGCCUUCUCGCGCGGCGCUCCCCGCCCCGCCCCGCUCAGCGGCCGCGAUGCAGGCCAUCAAGUGUGUGGUGGUGGGCGACGGUGCUGUAGGUAAGACAUGCCUACUCAUCAGUUACACAACCAAUGCGUUUCCUGGGGAAUACAUACCCACAGUCUUUGACAACUACUCUGCUAAUGUAAUGGUUGAUGGCAAACCGGUCAAUCUGGGCCUGUGGGAUACAGCUGGUCAAGAGGACUAUGACAGACUACGCCCGCUCUCCUACCCCCAAACAGUUGGAGGAACCAAUGGUAAGAAUCUAUCUUCCAGCCUGACAGAUCAACCUAUUGCCGAUGUCUUCUUAAUCUGCUUUUCCCUUGUGAGUCCUGCUUCCUUUGAAAAUGUCCGUGCUAAGUGGUAUCCUGAGGUGCGGCACCACUGCCCCAACACUCCCAUCAUUUUAGUGGGUACCAAACUUGAUCUCAGAGAUGAUAAAGACACUAUUGAAAAACUGAAGGAGAAGAAGCUGACUCCUAUCACCUACCCACAGGGCCUUGCCAUGGCAAAAGAGAUAGGUGCAGUGAAAUACCUAGAAUGCUCAGCACUUACACAGCGAGGCCUCAAGACAGUGUUUGACGAAGCUAUCCGAGCGGUUCUGUGCCCCCCGCCUGUAAAGAAGAGGAAGAGAAAAUGUCUGCUGCUGUAAAGUCACCCUCCCCCACCCCUCCAAACCC